AUGCCCUCCAGAGCAGAGAUAACCCAUUUCGGUGCAGGCCCAGCCGCUCUGCCUACCGAGGUAAUUGAGAAUGCUGCCGCCGCCCUGAUCGACUUCCAGGAGACUGGAUUGGGAAUUGCUGAGCAUUCCCAUAGGUCGGCCUUGGCUUCGAAUAUCAUCAACGAGGCCAAGGCUGAUCUGGCGACAUACCUCGAUAUCCCCGAUGAUUACGAGGUACUCUUCAUGCAGGGCGGCGGAUCGGGCCAGUUUGCUGCUACGGCUUACAACUUUGUCGGCGCUUGGGUUGCGCGCAAACAAAAGGAGCUGGGUGGCUCGGGCCCGGAGCUCGAGGCGGCCGUGAAGAAUCUCAAGAUGGACUACAUCAUCACCGGUAGCUGGUCGCAGAAGGCGUCAGCUGAAGCUGAGCGACUCUUUGGCGCGGAGCACAUCAACGUUGUGGCGGAUAGCCGCAAGACGAAUAACGGCAAGUAUGGAACGAUUCCGGAUGAGAGCACCUGGAACCUUUCUCAGGAUGCCGCUUUCGUUUAUUUCUGUGACAACGAGACGGUUGAGGGUGUGGAAUUCCCCGAGUUUCCCAAGUCCCUUGAGAAUGGACAGAUUGUCGUGGCCGACAUGAGCUCCAAUAUUCUUUCAAGGACGAUCCCGGUCAACAAAUACUCAGCCAUCUUCUUUGGCGCUCAGAAGAACCUCGGAAUGGCUGGUGUCACUGUGGUGAUAAUCAACAAGAAGUUCCUACCGCCUACGACAUCUCAGCCUCCCGCCAUCUUAAUGAGACAACUGGGUCUGCCGAUUCCUCCUCGCAUCUUCGAGUAUGAGACUAUUGCGAAGAACAAUAGUCUCUAUAACACACUUAGCAUCUUUGAUGUAUACCUUGCAGGCCAGGUAUUGAAGCGGCUGCUGAAGCAGAGCCCUAAAGUGCAAGGACAGCAAGCCAUAGCCGAAAAGAAAGCUGAGCUGAUCUACGCAGUUCUCGACGCGCAUCCUGAGGUCUAUCGCAUCACUCCUGAUAAGACGGUGCGAUCGCGUAUGAAUAUCUGCUUCAGGAUCGAAGGUGGCGAUGCCGCAGAAGACGUUUUCUUGAAGGAGGCUACUGCCCUUGGACUCACUGGGCUCCGCGGCCACAGGUCGGUUGGCGGUGUGCGUGCUUCUAAUUACAACGCCAUCCCUCUUGAGGGCGCGGAGAAGCUUGCCAAGUUUAUCGAGACCUUUGCGGCGCAACGGAAGACUUCCUGA
This is a messenger RNA of Scedosporium apiospermum, 1233 nucleotides long. Its product is annotated as Phosphoserine aminotransferase. Lineage: Eukaryota; Fungi; Ascomycota; Sordariomycetes; Microascales; Microascaceae. Gene Ontology annotation, biological process: L-serine biosynthetic process. The transcript has 2 exons. Gene Ontology annotation, cellular component: cytoplasm. Bases 1 to 1233 code for a protein of 410 amino acids. Gene Ontology annotation, molecular function: pyridoxal phosphate binding; O-phospho-L-serine:2-oxoglutarate transaminase activity. The record is from RefSeq and is a predicted model, not a curated record.